Messenger RNA from Anopheles marshallii, 1530 nucleotides. Its product is annotated as secreted protein C-like. The record is from RefSeq and is a predicted model, not a curated record. Bases 1 to 1530 code for a protein of 509 amino acids. NCBI's taxonomy places the organism in Eukaryota, Metazoa, Arthropoda, Insecta, Diptera, Culicidae. The transcript has a single exon.
AUGGCAAUCGUCAAGGAUAGUGCAACGUUCUUCCAACACGGCAAUUCGGCGCAGUUCGACUACGUGCUCAAGCUGUACCCGAAAGCGCUGAAGCUGAAGGCCGAAACGCGGGGCAACGGAAAAAAGGCGGACAAGCUGCUGCGUCUCGAAAAGUGGUAUCAGAACGAGCUGCCGAAGGUGAUAAAAAACCGUGGCCGAGAUGCACACCUGCUGCACGAGGAGCUGGUGCAGACGAUGGAGUGGAAACAGACGCGCGGCAAGUUCUACCCGCAGCUGUCGUAUUUGAUCAAAAUCAACACACCCCGGGCGGUGGUAAUGGAGACGAAGAAAGCCUUCCGGAAGCUGCCAAAUCUCGAACAGGCGCUAAAUGCGCUCUCGAACUUGAAGGGCGUAGGGAUCACGAUGGCGUCGGCUUUGUUGGCCGCCGCUGCCCCGGAAAGUGCACCGUUUAUGGCUGACGAAUGUCUGAUGGCGAUUCCCGACAUUGAGGGUAUUGAUUAUACGACCAAGGAGUAUCUAAAGUUUGUCACACACAUCCAGCAGACAAUGGAUCGGCUGAACCUGGAGGAGGAUAGCAAUGGUGCGGGCGAAGAGCCUGCGGAUGAGAAGAAGGACGGCACAGCUAAUGGUGGUGCUGGCGGCGGUAGUGAAAUGGUGGAAGGUGCUGCGGCUGACGGGGAAGGAAGUGAAAGUGCCGGGAAGGAUGCGGCUGGGAAGGAAGGAAAGGGUGAUACGGCCGAAAACGGUGCCUCGGGAAAGACAGCAGCGGCAGCAGCAGGACCAAAGCCGAAGAAAUGGUCAGCACAUUCGGUCGAGCUGGCACUAUGGACACACUACGUCGUUUCGGAUUUGCAACCGGAAUUGCUUGGCGGUAUGCCUGGAAAUGGUAAUGGUGUUGCGGCCACCGUUGAUGAUGAUGCUGCACAAAACGGAAUCUCGAAAGACGAGGACGAGGAUGAGGACGAUGUGCCGGACGAAGAGGAGGUCGAUGGGGACAACGGGAUUGUGGAGGACGAGGGUAAUACGAACGAUGAGAACUCCCGCACCGCUAUGAUGGAAUCGUCCGAGUCGGAAAGCAACGAAGUGGCAGCGGCUGGGGUGGCGGUCGUGUCGAACGGUAAAAGUACGUCGGGUUCGAGUGGUUCUGCUCAGGACGAGGAAGAAAAGCUUGCCGACGACACGGAGGAUACGUCCAAGGACGCUACUGAUAAUAGCAGCACGGCCGUUACGAUGACGGAGUUAACGAACAACGGUACCUCGGUAGCGGAACCGGUGGUGACAUCCCACACGCAAGAGUCCACACUCGUUGACGACGGCACGAAAGCGUCGGAUGAAAGCUUAGGCGGUGGAACACUUGGCACAAAGGCCGCGUUAAGCACGGCCAGUUCCGUUGCCGACAGUACCGAAUCUGAAGCACCGAUCAACACCACCGACAGUAGCAGUAACGGUAGCAACAAACGUCCCCUCUGCUGCGAGGAUAAUGGUGAAGACAAACCCGAACUAAGCGCCCCGAAGUUGAUAAAGCUGUAG